UCAACCAACCUGAACCAGCAUCUGGACCCUAACUAUAAUCCCACCAGAGGAGCUGAAGAUUUCAUUGCUGCGCUCUGGAGUGACCUUGAUGACUAUUACAGUUGCUUUUUCUCAUAUCAGCAGUACACAAAUGGAAGCGUCCUCACUCGUGCCACUCAUGAUAUCAACCAGUAUUUCCCUCAGAUGAACUUCACUGCUUCUUGGGUCUUUGUCGUCACUUGGAAAUAUGGACCUCAGCAAAACCCGGCAAUCCUGCUUCAAGUGGUUUUGAUUUCAGGUGGUGAUCUUUCUUUCUUUCUGAUGAAUUAUGGUGACUGUGCUACAAUUUCUGAACAAAUGGAGGCUGGAUACGACACAAUAAACUCCAUAUACCACUUUGUAAUUCCCGAUUCAACUAACGGCAACUACCAAAACCUCAAGAACACAACUAAUGUAAACGUUCCUGGUCGUUGGGCCUUCAUCGCAGGCAAUGAAUCAGUAACCACCACACCGACCACCACAUUUCCAUCAGGUAAUAAUGUCGGGAAUUAUGUUGUG
This is a messenger RNA of Cyprinus carpio (common carp), 537 nucleotides long. RefSeq names its product sushi, nidogen and EGF-like domain-containing protein 1. NCBI's taxonomy places the organism in Eukaryota, Metazoa, Chordata, Actinopteri, Cypriniformes, Cyprinidae. The record is from RefSeq and is a predicted model, not a curated record. Gene Ontology annotation, biological process: cell-matrix adhesion. The transcript has 4 exons. The annotation marks the transcript as partial.